This is a messenger RNA of Leptinotarsa decemlineata (Colorado potato beetle), 1349 nucleotides long. RefSeq names its product transmembrane protein 231. NCBI's taxonomy places the organism in Eukaryota, Metazoa, Arthropoda, Insecta, Coleoptera, Chrysomelidae. Gene Ontology annotation, cellular component: ciliary transition zone; ciliary membrane. The record is from RefSeq and is a predicted model, not a curated record. Gene Ontology annotation, biological process: cilium assembly; regulation of protein localization.
CUCGUCGUUGCUUAGCAACCAUUUCCAGUACAAACAUAAGUAAAAACCGCUUUUGUUGUUAACGAGGAACAGUAGAAAAUCUAGACACAACUUGUGAAAAACCUGAAGCACUAAAAAUAUGAAAUGGUUGUGUUGGAAGUGUACAAAAGAAAUAUCAAAGUGAGAUAUAAAAGUACACUAUUAUCGAAAGCGACAUUUCUGACGUUUCUCUGUGGAGUUUUGACGUACACGCUGCCUUUCAUUUUCGCAUAUAAGAGCGGAGGAUUUUGGUUGAAGACCGACGUGUUUUUUGAACAACCUAGAGUGAAUCUUUUGGGAGAUUAUUUGCUGGUUGCAACAAAUGACAAUUCGAGUAAUCCCAUAGUCUGCAGUACGUAUCCUUUCUACAAGCGGCAUCUGAACCAUCUAGACUUUUGUUCUCUCAUAAAGAACUACCGCCCGAUUAGUCUGCUUUCGUCGGCGGGUAAGCUGGCUGACAGAGUCGUUCUGCAAAGGCUCAACGAAGAAGUCGAGGACCGAAAUGUUGUGCCUAACGAACAAUUCGGAGUCAGGAGAGACCACUCUACCGAGUUACAGGCUCUGAGAUUAGUCGAAAAUACCCUCCAAGAGCUAAACCACAAUCUAAUUAUUAUCUUUUCAAUUUCCUUGUUUGAUAUCAUGUAUCUCAUUAUAAUUUUGAAAGACGUGAUGUUAUUUCAGGAUAUCUGUCCACUUCAUAUGCAAUCUGCCAUUAUUUACCAACAUUACUUUCAUCAAAGCGGUGGAACCCACUUCCAAAUCUUGGCGGAUUUGUUGGUUCACCAAACAAAUCCAAUAUACUGUGAUAAAAAUACGAUCAACAAUAUUUACAAUGAAUCCAUCAUUGACGUUGAUGAUGAUGGCAAGGAAACUAAGAAUUUCGAAAUAGAUAAUAUAAUAGAAAAAUACCUAGAAAGAAAUAUUACAACACAUUUAACGAACGUAUAUACAAACGUAAGGAGCGAAAACAAUAAAGUGUUUAACCUAAAACUAUCAGUUCGAUAUCCCCAACAAAGGAUUUACUAUAAACCAGGAUUCUGGCAGAUAAUAAAGGCAGCUUGGGUACAAUAUUCUGCAGUCUACACCAUCAUUGCUUGGGGUUCAUUAAAAAUAAAGAGUUAUUUCUUUAGAAACAGGCUAGUCUUCUACUAUGAAGAUUCUCCGUUGAAGAAAAAUAUAUGACACGAAAGUAAAUUCGAUAUAUCAAAAUUAAGGUGCUAUUAUUGAACCCAAGAACCCAAUUUUUUCAAUUUUCGAACAAUUUUAUAGAUUUUUAAUUUUCAACGGUAAAAACUCCUUCAAUAAAGCUUAGAAGGAAAUUGUAGAAGAGA